Bombina bombina (fire-bellied toad) is the source of this 2115-nucleotide messenger RNA. RefSeq names its product abhydrolase domain containing 18 (gene ABHD18). The transcript is spliced from 13 exons. The record is from RefSeq and is a predicted model, not a curated record. Lineage: Eukaryota; Metazoa; Chordata; Amphibia; Anura; Bombinatoridae. The coding region runs from base 148 to 1533 and encodes 461 amino acids.
AGAUGUACGUGCUUGGAGUCACGUUACGCCGCGCGCUCCCGUUGUAACGUUCUACCAGUGACCCUAGCGUACAUCGGCGCCUCCUGGAGGUACCGUGCUGCAGUGCUGCAUGUGUCCGUAACGGUCCAGCUUAUGUGACUUCUGCAAAUGGGCUUGAGUAAGCUGGAUGUUCUCUACAGACGGCUGCUCCUCACAAAACUAUUCAUCCGAGGAUGGGGAAAGCCAGAAGACCUUAAAAGGCUCUUUGCAUUUCGGAAGAUAAUUGGAAAUAGAGAAAAAUGUCAGCAUUUGGUUCCAAAAGACUAUCCAGUUUACAUUGACAAGGUUGAAGAACAAAGUGACUGCAAAAUUCUGGAUGGGCAUUUUACCUCUCCCCUGGUUCACUAUGUACCAGAUGUUAUGCCUUCUGAGACUGUCACAGCAUGGUUCCAGUUAAUACUCCCUAAGGAAUGGAAGAAUAAACACAGACCUGUAUGCAUUCACCUGGCUGGCACAGGUGACCAUUAUUACUGGAGAAGGCGGACACUAAUGGCUCGGCCUAUGAUCAAAGAAGCUGGCAUGGCAUCACUGCUGUUAGAAAAUCCAUAUUACGGCUGCAGAAAACCAAAGGACCAACUGAGAUCCAGUUUAAAGAAUGUGUCAGAUCUGUUUGUUAUGGGAGGAGCUCUGGUGCUAGAGUCUGCUGUGCUCUUACAUUGGCUAGAGAGAGAAGGAUAUGGUCCUCUUGGCAUGACUGGGAUAUCAAUGGGAGGACAUAUGGCUUCUUUAGCAGUAACAAACUGGCCCAAACCAAUUCCAUUAGUUCCAUGCCUUUCUUGGUCUACAGCCUCUGGAGUCUUCACAAAGGGGGUAUUAAGUAAGGCAGUUAAUUGGAGAGAGUUGGAGAAGCAAUAUUGUACACAUACAGUGUAUGAAGAGGAAAUUAUACAUAUGCUUGAGUACUGUGGGACAGAUUCUUUCAAAAUGGGACAGGAGUUUGUGAAAAAUUCCCCUAGAAGUGUGGACAACCUGACCGAGUUAAAAAUGGCCUCCAGUAUUUUUCGCCUUAACAGUAACAGGGACUCACUCUCCACUAAGGCAGCACAGCCCUUUCACAGUAGCAACAAUGCAGAGGAGCUCAUGUUGCAAGGUGGUGCAAAUAUGGCCUAUGUAGGACAAGCACUAACUGGUGCCAACAAUUGCAGGUCUACCACAGCCGGCUCAACAGGAAAGGGGCAAAUGGGAAAAGAUGAGAAGAAAAGAGAGGCUUUGCAAAGGGAGUCCUUAUUAUUCAUGAAAGGUGUCAUGGAUGAAUGUACACAUGUGGCAAACUUCUCAGUUCCAUUGGAUCCAAGUCUAAUUAUAGUAGUCCAAGCCAAGAAAGAUGCCUAUGUUCCAAGAGUUGGUGUACGUAGCCUUCAAGAGAUCUGGCCUGGCUGUGAAAUCAGAUAUCUGGAUGGUGGUCAUAUCAGUGCCUACCUCUUUAAACAAGGACUAUUCAGGCAAGCAAUAUAUGAUGCAUUUAAUCGAUUUCUUCAGAAAUACCCAAUGUGAUUAGGGGAUCUUGAGGAAAUUUAAUUCCGUCCAUUUAUUAACAAAUUUACAUUACUUGGACUACUUUAAGAAAAUGCAAAGAAGCUACAAAAUGAUGACACGUUGGCAUAAUUACCUCACUGAUAUGAAGAGAAUACCAUGGACGUUUCUGGUAUCUGGUACAGCUGACUGAGCUACUUGGAAGAAAGAAAAAAAAGAAAACAGAAUGUGUUUUUCUUGUUAUAUAUUUUUUUUUUUACUCACAUUUUUUGCUUAAGAACAUUUUUAUUUUUUAUUUUAUUUAAAUAUUUUCCAGGGCUUCCCCACUUGUGAAAUAAUUAGAACAUUGUAUAGAACAGUAAUUAUAAAUUUUUAUAUUUAUAUAUUGACAUUUUUUAAAGAUUAAAUGUGAUUUGUUUCAUAACAGAAUUGUUUCUGCAAACUAAAAAUGAAAUGUAUGAGAAAUUAUUUAUUUCCAGGAAAUGGAAAACUAAUGCCAUGUUUUCACAUUUUUUCAGCGAUCAUUUUCUCCAGUGAUGAAUGAAGUGCCUAACAUUACCAAAUGAUAAAAUAAAAAAUACACAUUUAUUAUAUAUUUACAAA